CCGAUCCCCAUCCCGAUCCCGAUCCCGGCGGCGGCGGCGGCUCCGGGGAUGGAGGAUGGAGCCGGUGCCGCUGGUGCAGCUGGCCUUGCUGGGCGCGGCGCUGGCGGCUGCAGCCUUGCUGCUGAUUGUCUUUGUUGCAUUUAUAACUGCCACAAAAAUGCCAAAUAUUUAUCGACACGAGGAAGAGAAGUUCUUCUUAAGUAAAGGAGGCAAGAAAGAAGUUUUACCUACUAUUAACGACCCACCUACUAAGCAACUGUCUGUUGUUGUGCCUUCAUAUAAUGAAGAAAAGCGGUUGCCUCUGAUGAUGGAAGAAGCUUUAGAGUAUCUAGAGAAGAGACAGAAACAAAACCCUGCAUUCACAUAUGAAGUGAUAGUAGUGGAUGAUGGCAGCAAAGAUGAGACCUCAAAGGUUGCUCAGAAGUACUGUCAGAAGUACGGAAGCGACAAAGUGAGAGUGAUCACGCUAGUGGAGAAUCGUGGGAAAGGCGGAGCUGUCAAAAUGGGCGUGUUCAGCUCCAGAGGAAAGGAGAUCCUGAUGGCGGAUGCCGACGGAGCCACAAAGUUUGCCGAUAUUGAGAAAGUCGAAGCGGGGCUUCGGAGUCUGCGGCCGUGGCCUAAUCAAAUGGCUAUUGCUUGUGGGUCUCGAGCUCAUUUAGAAAAAGAUUCAAUAGCUCAGCGUUCUUACUUCCGAACUCUUCUUAUGUAUGGUUUCCACUUUCUCGUUUGGUUCCUUUGUGUCAAAGAGAUCAGAGACACACAGUGUGGUUUCAAACUCUUCACACGAGAAGCUGCCUUGAGAACCUUUUCAACUCUGCACGUCGAACGCUGGGCUUUUGAUGUGGAACUUCUUUACAUAGCUCAGUGCUUAAAAAUACCAAUAGCAGAAGUUGCUGUCAACUGGACAGAAAUAGAAGGUUCUAAAUUGGUUCCCUUUUGGAGCUGGCUACAGAUGGGCAAGGACUUACUUUUUAUAAGACUGCGAUACAUGACCGGUGCCUGGAAGCUGGAAGGAACUAGGAAACAGAAUUAGAUUAUUUGUAUUUCCUGAAUUUGUGAAAUCACAAAUCUCUCAGAACUACUCCACUAAAAUGAAAUAUCAAAGAAGCUGGGGUGAACCUGUUGUUGAUGUACUACAUUUUGGUAUUUUUUAAAAUAAAAAUUGGACUGGGGAAAAUG
Molecule: messenger RNA, 1179 nt
Organism: Tachyglossus aculeatus (Australian echidna)
Lineage: Eukaryota; Metazoa; Chordata; Mammalia; Monotremata; Tachyglossidae
Gene: ALG5
Product: ALG5 dolichyl-phosphate beta-glucosyltransferase
Exons: 10
Coding region: 56-1033 (325 amino acids)
Cellular component (GO): endoplasmic reticulum membrane
Source: RefSeq, a predicted model, not a curated record